AUGGUGCCUUGCAGGGUCCAUGCUCAGAUGCAAAUGGUCGUGGCCAACCCAGUAGCCCAAGGGCAAUUCUGGCAUUUGGAUAACGGUGCUGGAGGCCUGACGGUCGUAGUGCCACUUACCUUAGAUGAUGAGAUGCUAGGACCUCUUAUGGUAUUGCCAGGGUCACAUCAUGUUGCUGGGAAGAACGCUGCCGAUUGGUGGUGGACUCGGGCCAUGAAUGUGUUCAAAGGCGUCCUGACGAGGAGUGGCCCAGACGGUAACACGUCGGUUACCUAUGAUCUCGGUGAUGCUAUAAUUUACAGCGGGAAAAUGAUCAAAAGAGAACGCGGUAACCGGAAAUACAAUCGGUCGAAGGUGUACCUGGUAUGGCGAUUCGAUUUCACCGACACGCCUCCGCCCGGCCAAAACGUCUUCCAGACCGUCUGGUUCUGCCGUGAUCGGUUGUUGAGGAACAAUAGCAGACUUUACCAUGACCAAAUACACUUCAAUCACCGACCACCGACGGCUUCACCAGAGGCGAACGAUACGAAUGCACUUGCUCAACCUACUAUUCAGCGGAAGUAUUACCUGAGAGGAUCAUCUAUAAGAACACUGUGGAUGCAGAAAGAGAACUUCAAGCAAGAAAAGUUCCAAGAAGAGAGGGGAGGUUCCAACCAUAUCUGUAACAUACAAGCCUCAUGA
Perkinsus marinus ATCC 50983 is the source of this 681-nucleotide messenger RNA. RefSeq lists its product as hypothetical. Bases 1 to 681 code for a protein of 226 amino acids. The record is from RefSeq and is a predicted model, not a curated record. Lineage: Eukaryota; Perkinsozoa; Perkinsida; Perkinsidae. The transcript has 6 exons.